AUGCACUGGUCAGUAACCAAAGACCCGUGCCACUCCAAAUACCUCUACGUCUGUCAAGACACCCAGCUAGCGAUUUAUCGUAUCAAUGAACGUGCAGAAACCCCACGACGAGAUGAAGAAACCGAGUUCUCCCGUGAUGAAGACCACGACGAAAAUGAAGACCACGACGAAAAUAAAGGCAAAUGGAUCGAGGUGAAAAAUAGCAUCGAACCCACAGGCGCUACAGUGGGAGAAAACGACGGUCGGCGACAUACCAAGGCGAUCCGGAGAUCGGUCAUUGCUUUGGACGUGUGUAACUCAGAGGACUGGUUGAUUACUUGUUCUUUUGAUGGUAAGGGUAUUUUGUGGACUCGACCAACGACAGGGUCAACCCCCUUCUCAUGGCGAUAUAAGGCCGAAUUUGAUGGACAAGGAGCGGAGAUGAAGGCUGUUGCCAUAUAUAAACCGUCUCAGGGGCUCGUGCAACCUCAAGGGGGGGAUGAUUUGCCCCUAGUUGCGGCCUGUUGUCGAGAUAAAACUUUAUGGGUCUUCACGUAUGACGCCGACCAGAACGAAUUUACCUGCCAGAGCUUGCUGUCCAAACACACCCAGGACAUCAAAUACGUUACGUUCCACCCCUACCUGCCACUCCUGGUCUCGGCAAGUUACGAUGAUAAAGUCAUUCUGUAUAAAUAUGACCCCUAUGAGGAUACCUGGCAAGACUUCAAACAAAUGCGGGAUCACAGCUCCACCGUGUGGAUGGUCACGUUCAGCCUAGACGGCACCCGUAUGUACACUACCGGUGCUGACGGCUGCCUCUGCGUGUAUCACAGCGCCCAGCUUGCCACACAAAGGAAGAAAAUCACACACUACGGGCUGGGUCUUCUCAACAAACGCCUGAUCACAACCAUUCCCGACGAUUGGCGUUUGGUCGAUGAAUUCAACGUGGCUGAACUGCAACCUACACUGCCGCUGAACAUGAAUGUCAACCUCUACACGGUCGCCUUGCGGGCUCGCAAGGUGCUACUAGCCAGCAGUCUCGGAAGCAUCUAUGUCAAAGAGGACGACGGCUCUUGGUCGAUGGUGGAGGCUGCCCACGACCGUUGCGAAGUGAAUUGCGCCAUCUGGCUCGACGCCCACUCAUUCGUCAGCGUAGGAGACGACGACGUUGUCCGACUGUGGACAAGCCACUGA
Messenger RNA from Gregarina niphandrodes, 1173 nucleotides. Its product is annotated as putative cytosolic iron-sulfur assembly protein. Bases 1 to 1173 code for a protein of 390 amino acids. Gene Ontology annotation, biological process: iron-sulfur cluster assembly. The record is from RefSeq and is a predicted model, not a curated record. Gene Ontology annotation, molecular function: protein binding. The transcript has 2 exons. NCBI's taxonomy places the organism in Eukaryota, Apicomplexa, Conoidasida, Eugregarinorida, Gregarinidae. Gene Ontology annotation, cellular component: cytosolic [4Fe-4S] assembly targeting complex.